Molecule: messenger RNA, 738 nt
Organism: Striga asiatica
Lineage: Eukaryota; Viridiplantae; Streptophyta; Magnoliopsida; Lamiales; Orobanchaceae
Source: the annotation of a GenBank genome assembly
AUGCUCUCUUCCCCUCCUCUCACGGACUUGCUUAUCACACGUGCCAAGUUCGUGAAACAAGCUGCCACUAUGUCAGAUAUCAUCAUCUCCACUUUAUCAAACAGCCCAUCAUCAUCAUCAUCAUUUUCGCCCUCCCUCAUGAUCAUUAAUGUCCGUGUUAUCCUGUACAUUGAGUUGGCAGCUAUGACCUUCGCGGGCCAGUUGAGUGGGUCCCGCGCUAGGAAUCUGUUCGCAGGCUCCUCCACGAAAUGCCUGACCGUCUUCUCUGCACUGCUGGAGAGCCUUUCAAGAGCUCCCGACCUCCUCCGCAGAUCCUCGCCUUGCCACUUCCGGUACAGCUCGAGCCUCACCCACGCGCUCUCGGCCGCGUUCCUCACGCCCGCCAGUUUCCCGUUCGGAUCGAGGGCUUUCUCUAUUAUCCUCAGGCCUUGGCCUACGGCAGCCAGUAGCCGACUGGCGGCGGGCCCACUGUCGGCGACAGAAACUGCAAUGCUGGUCAGGGUGACCAGCGGCAGGGCCCAGCAGUUGGGCGGCUCUGGCGAGCUUAGGCUUCGGAUUUUCGCGCCUCCGUCGAACUCCCACACGCCGUCGAACCCGCCGUGGGACUUUCCGAGCAGCACGAUCAGCCUCUCGAACUUUCUCCUCUUUCCCGUCUCGAUCAGCCCGUCCACCGCCCGGCACAUGCCUGCCACAGCAGGUUGUGGCAGCUCUGCUUCGCCCUCCAGCAGAAGAACGUAG